AUGGACGGAUUUGCUUUUCUCUGGCUUUGGGUCGUUGGAGUGACGGCCAGCUACUUCAAUCCUAUUCUUCCAGGCUUCCAUCCGGAUCCAAGCUGCAUAUAUGUCGAGAGAACUUUCUUUUGCGUGACGUCCACUUUUACCUGGUUCCCCGGUGUUCCAGUCUACGCCAGCAAGGAGCUCCACCGCUGGGAGCUCGUAAGCAGUGUGCUUAACCGGCGAGAACAGCUACCACAAUUCGCGGACGCCCUAACUGGACAAGAUGGUCUCUUCGCAUCCACGAUACGCCACCACAAUGGGACGUUCUAUGUCACGACUACUUACGUCUAUAUUGCUUCCUACAGGGACUUUGUCAUGGAAAACCUGAUCUUCUCAACCACCGACCCAUACAACGCGUCCUCGUGGAGCAUUCCGACCAAAGUUGACUUCAUUGGCUACGACCCAUCGUUGCUAUUCGAUGAUGACGGAACGGUCUACUUCACCGGAGCAGCUGCACUUUCGACUGGGACUGCAAUCGCCUUGGCCACCAUCGACGUGGACAGCGGUUCCCUUGGCCCCAUUAGCUACCCCUGGAAUGGGACUGGUCUAGGCACCGCUGAGGGGCCGCAUUUAUACAAGAAAGAUGGCUGGUACUACAUCCUCGUUGCCGAAGGGGGAACCAAAGAAAACCACCGCGGUUCAAUUGCGAGAUCCCUUACCGUCGGUGGCCCCUACGAGAGCGACCCCGCAAACCCAAUUGUCAUCGCUGAGCAUCUCGAUUCUUCGUACUUCCAAACCGUUGGACACGCCGACCUUUUCCAAGAUGAAGAUAGAGGGCUUUGGUGGGGAGUAGCUCUUGCAAUGCGAUCAGGGCUAGACUUUGUGUCAUAUCCGAUGGGCAGAGAGACUGUGCUAUUUCCUGUUUCAUGGCCGGGUGAGGUCGGAGGGUGGCCAAGCCUGCUGGAGCCUGUCAGGGGGCAGAUGGGCACAUCGCUUCCUGGUAAAAGUGGCAAUUCAAGCGAUAUACCUGGUACACGAGAUGAGCCUGAUGUCGUUGACUUCGAUGUCUCUUCGGGUUUCCCAACACAUUGGUUGCAUAUUCGUUAUCCAGAGGAGGCAGCAUACGUCAUUUCCCCUCCUGGACACCUAAAUCAGUUGCAACUCGGAUUAUCGGCAAGAAGCCUCUCCUCGGUGGUUACGCGCAACAGUACGACACCCAGCAUCAUUACGUUCUUGGGCCGCAGACAGACCGAUACCCUUUUUAGUUUCAGCGUCGACCUCGAAUUUCACCCAAGAGGCCCAGCAGACGAAGCCGGAGUCUCGGUUUAUCUAGACGAACAGCGGCAUAUAGACUUUGCAAUCAUUGCAGAUGAUCAGGUGGUCGACGGCAAACGCUUACGUCUUCGAUCAUUUAGCAACAACGAAAAUGCGACCUUGCCGCAAGACGUCAUAGUGCCGCUGCCUGGAAUUCAAGCAGCAGACGCUGCUGUGCGCCUGGAAGUCAGGGCUGAAAACACCACGCACUACAUUUUUCUUGCGGGGCAGGUCCGCAGAGACCUGAGCGAAGAUACCAAGAUGACGGUCGUGGGGCAUUCUUUGGCAAGUCUUGUGAGUGGCGGCUACACCGGCACCGUAGUUGGGGUUUACGGGACUACGAAUGGUGAGGCGACUACGGCCAACACCUCUGUUGCAUAUGCCAGCCGAUGGAGGUACUAUGGUAAAGGGCAAUACGUUGAUCACGACGUAGUUGUUUAA
Messenger RNA from Colletotrichum gloeosporioides, 1731 nucleotides. RefSeq names its product Non-reducing end alpha-L-arabinofuranosidase BoGH43A. The coding region runs from base 1 to 1731 and encodes 576 amino acids. Gene Ontology annotation, molecular function: hydrolase activity, hydrolyzing O-glycosyl compounds. The record is from RefSeq and is a predicted model, not a curated record. NCBI's taxonomy places the organism in Eukaryota, Fungi, Ascomycota, Sordariomycetes, Glomerellales, Glomerellaceae. The transcript has a single exon. Gene Ontology annotation, biological process: carbohydrate metabolic process.